AUGACAAAAUAUUUAACAUUCAGCUCCAAUGAUGAAUCGGAAAUUUAUGAUAAUGCUAAUGAUAUUAUAUUACUUGACAAUCAUGUUGUUCAAUGCUGUAACACUAAUGAUCGUAUUCAAAGUUCUGCAUCUGAUGAUACAUGUUUAGAUUCUGGUUCUGAUGUAUCAGAUGAUGAUGUAAAUGAAAAUCAUUUAUCCAAUGAAUGCACCAGUAAUUCAACAUCAUAUUCAUUACUCGUUGCAACUGACGUCAAUGGAUUUAAUAAUGAUACGAAAAAAACUUCAAAACGUAAACGUCGUCAGUGGUCGAUAUUUGAAAAGCUUAAUGCUAUUAAUACUUUCAAAUCUAAUGGCAGUAAAAAUCGAACUGCUGUUGAACAUGGGUGUACAACAGCUCAAUUACGAAAAUGGUUGAAGUGUGAAAAUGAAUUACUCAAUAUUGUAAAAAGUCGUAAACGACGCAGAUCAGGUGGUGCUGGGAAAAAUUUGAAAUAUAUUGGUCUUGAUUUAAAAUUAUUAGUCUGGUUUCGUGAACGAAGAGAUAAAAUUGAUUCAAGCUUCACCAACUGCAACAAGAAUUUAAAUAUUUCACGUGAAAAAGUUACAUUAAAACAGCUUCAACGACAAGGUUUUCAAUUAAGUGUUGAAUUGAACCAUGAACCACCAUCAUGUAAAUGGUAUUACCGAUUUUUGGCUCGCCAUAGACUAUCUCUUCAGCAACCAAAACGUCAACAAAAACUUCCUUUAACAGAUGCUUAUAAACAUGUUACUGCAUUUUAUUCUUGCAUACGCCGUGCCAAUAAAUGGGAUCCUAAACGAGGACUGAUGGGAGCUUUUACACCACGUGAUAUUUGUAAUAUGGACGAAAGUCCUAUUGAAUUAUUUGGUGACCAAAGCAAACGCAGUAUUAAUGAUAUAGGUACAUCAAAUGAUAUAGAAGGUCAUUUAACCAAUAAACGUCUUGCUACAUUAAUCUUACUACAAGAUCGUGUUACAUCAACAGAAAGACCUCAAUAUGCUCAAGGAGUUCAUGUGUUUUUUACACCAAAAGGUGUAAUAAAUGGUACAACAAUGGAUCGUUAUGUACAAUUAUGGUGGUCGAAAGUUAGAGAUCCUCAUUCAAAGCUAAUGAUUGCUGAUAGUGCAAAUCCUCAUCUAAAUGCUGACGUUAUUCGUGAUUUACGUAAAAAACGAGUAGUAGUUGCUAUUAUACCAAAAGGUUGCACCAUGUAUGUACAGGUACUUGAUGUUUCUGUUUUUUCAGUUUUCAAGAAUCAUUACGACGAUGUUGUCGCAGAAUAUAUUGACCACAAUGGUCCAAGAAGUAAAAUAAAACUUACAGCAUCUCAAUCACGUGUUCUUUGCACCAGAUUUACAUGGUCUGCAUGGUUACGAACAUUAAAAAGUAUCGAUUUUGUUAAAGUAUUUCAAAAUAUUGGUUAUAUCUGGUCAGAUAAUUCACCAUUUUCUCUUCGUACAAUGCCUGGCUACACAUUUGAUCCAAGUUCAGCUGACUGGGAAUCGUCAACCAAUGAUGAUAACGAUACAGAAGAUCGUAUUGACAUUGUCGCGGAUAAAGCAUCAGAACAACAACAACAA
This is a messenger RNA of Rotaria sp. Silwood2, 1599 nucleotides long. NCBI's taxonomy places the organism in Eukaryota, Metazoa, Rotifera, Eurotatoria, Philodinida, Philodinidae. The record is from the annotation of a GenBank genome assembly.